Molecule: messenger RNA, 378 nt
Organism: Strongylus vulgaris
Lineage: Eukaryota; Metazoa; Nematoda; Chromadorea; Rhabditida; Strongylidae
Source: the annotation of a GenBank genome assembly
AUGGGGACUAAAUUGUCCGUUUCGAUCGAGGGCACCACGAAACCCGAGAUUGCACCGCGAGUCGAUCGUCCGCCCACAUUUGAUCCUCAAGCUGGUUUUGCAAAGCCAAGAAAGGUUAGAGAGAUGAAGGUGUCAUGGGAGGAAAUGAACCAAUAUAAUUUAAAGCCAGGUCAACGGGAUUACUGCGCGCAUUUACUGAUCCCACUUAUUAAGUGUCAGAAAGAAAACGCUCCUUUCGCAGGACAUUUAUGCGAUACACAGCGAGUCGCAUGGGACAAGUGCGAAUAUGAGGACUAUAUCAUGCGUAUCAAGGAAUUCGAACGUGAACGUCGUCUCUUGAUGCGAAAACAACGCAAAGAAGCAAUGGCCGCCGCUUAG